Phytophthora nicotianae INRA-310 is the source of this 2662-nucleotide messenger RNA. RefSeq lists its product as hypothetical. The record is from RefSeq and is a predicted model, not a curated record. Gene Ontology annotation, biological process: regulation of DNA-templated transcription. Gene Ontology annotation, cellular component: nucleus; chromatin. The transcript has 4 exons. Gene Ontology annotation, molecular function: histone H3K36 methyltransferase activity; protein binding. NCBI's taxonomy places the organism in Eukaryota, Oomycota, Peronosporomycetes, Peronosporales, Peronosporaceae. Bases 122 to 2437 code for a protein of 771 amino acids.
AUGGGGAUGUGCGUCUUCACUUACAAAUUUCAAGUCACGCGUUGGGCGGGUGAUUUUGGCGCCCGUGAUUCAGUCGCCAAUCAACCGCUUCGGUCUCAGCUAAUACAAAACUGUGUGCCUAAUGCCUCCGAAGCAGGCCGGGCGGCGGGGCCCAGCCAAGAAGCGCAAACUUGAGGCCACCAGCCCCAACGGCAAGCCAAAGAGGGCCAAGCCUGGACCUGGUCGACUGCUCAAGAAGAAUUCCACUGUUGUCUCGACCAAUGAGCCUGAGCCUGAAGCGGGGCCUCAGGACCUGCUUGACUCCGAGACGACGAUCUUCCUGCAGCUUUUGGAGGACGACGUCCAUCGCUUGCCGCCACCACCGCCGCCGCUUCCUAAGCGCCGUGGCUCAGCCAAAUCUCCUCUCGAAAAGCGCAUUGUGGAGUUCCAAUUGCCCUUCAAGGAGGCGGAGAUCAAAAGUCUCGAGGAGCGUCAAUGGGUGCGCCGCCCACCCCCAUUCGGCAAGAUCAGUCGCUGCGUCUACGUGUCCACCAAGAUGCCUAUCGCUGAUUUCCCCGUGCACAAAUGUACGUGCUAUGAGGAGAUCCACAAGUCCAUGACCAAGCGCACGACCAUGAUGGCCAGUGCCAAGGCUCAGAAGGUGCUGGCAGACAAAGAACAGGACAUAGAGAAACAUGACGAGAUGGAGAGGAUCGUGUACUGUGGAGAAGGGUGCUACAACCGCAUGCUGUUGAUCAGUUGCUCGGAUGAAACAUGCUCCGCCCCGGACCCGAGCUUGUGUAGCAAUCGUGCCAUCAAGAGACGGGAACUCAAGUCAAUGAGAGUGGAGUACAUUCCCGGCCCUGGAUUUGGACUCAUCGCCAACGAGGACAUCAAUGCGGGAGAGUUCGUCAUUGAAUACGUGGGCGAAGUCAUUGAUGACAAGGAGUGCGAACGCAGGAUGAUCACAUACAGGGACAACGGCGAGGUCAACUUCUACAUGAUGGAACUGGAGAAGAACAUCGUCAUCGACGCCAAGUACCGCAGUAACGACUCACGCUUCAUCAACCACAGUUGCGACCCCAACUGCGUGACCCAGAAAUGGAACGUGGAUGGAAUGCAACGCAUUGGUAUUUUCGCACGCCGUAACAUUGCCCCCAACGAGGAGAUCACAAUCGACUAUAACUUCUCACAUUUCGGCGAGGCUGCCGACUGCAGAUGUGGCUCCACUUCGUGUACAGGAAAGAUCGGUCUCAAGCGGUCGAAGAUUCCUUCGUUCGAUCCUCGUGUGGUGGGUACCGCCAAGGCAAAGAAACAGGUGCCAGUGGAUGAGGAACCACCCGAGCUUAAACGUCCCGUUCAUUUGACCUCGCUGGCGCUGCUGAAAAGCUCGCAGAUGCACGAUAGUUGGUUGGAGUAUUACGGGUUCAAGAAUCGUCGACUGUUCCUCAGCCAUCGAUCACGACGUCCCAAGAAAGAAGAAGGAAAUGUACAUAACGGCGAGCUACGUUGUCUGCCAUCAAGUAGUCCUUCCUCGGUGUGCUCCACAACCACUGAAGAGGAUGUAUCUCUCACACCACCACAAGCAACUCACAGUAAACCUGUCGAAAAGAUAUCACGUAACAGCAACUGGUACGAGAAGGUGAUAGCAGGGAAACACCUGCCUGAAAUGAGGGCUCUUCACAGCUACAUUUGCGGAGGUAUAUCCGACUGGACGAUACACCUCACAACGGAUUUCACGAUAGAAGCUUCUUCUCCUGUGCUGGCUAAGAAGGGACCUGGUCGCCCUCCUAAGAAGCGUGGUCGUCCGAAAGCAAAUCAGACUACUUCGGGUACUAAACUCAUUCACAAACGACUGGGUCUCUCUCAAGCACAAGCACGCUGCAUUGAUGAACUUGCAGCGUUUGCAGAGGGCAAGUCUAAAUGGAACAAGCGCGUUCCGUCCUCCAGCUCUAUUGAUCCAGACCGCAUUCAUCGCCUGAUUGACCGUGUCAAGGGCAAGCAGAUCUUCGUCAACACCGACCAGAACGACUUGAACGAAGAUGCGUGCUUCCGCUGUGGCCUAGCAGGCGAACUCAUUUGCUGCGAUGGCUGCCCUGCCGCCUUUCAUCUCAACUGUACAAACCUCGCUAUGGUUCCUCCGGAUGGAAUCCCAUGGUUUUGCUCUGAAUGCACCAACCCGAAACAUCUUCAGAAGACUACGGAGACGGCACAAACAGCGGCUAUCGCUGCAAGAAGCAGUGGCCGUACAACGCCAACUGACUACUCUGGUCGUCAUCUGCGCACACAUGCAGCGCAUCAGAUUCCGAGUCUCAAGAAGAUUUUUCAUGUCCCGGCUCCUCACACCAAGCGCCGCUAUAAGAAGCGGCAUAAAGCCACCGAUCGAUCCUACCGCGAGCUGGAGCACAUGCCACUACCCGUGUGGAACGAAAGUGAUGCGAGCGAAACUGAGCAGUAGCAAUACUGCAACAGAAUCAGCUGAGAACUCGGCGGUGGUGUGCUUCAAAUAGCGACCUAUGUGGGCAUUCGGAUGGUCGCCAGAGCUGUGGCUACCUACUUGCAUGGGGCUUGUCGACUUUGUAUCUUUGUCCUUAAGAAACUGAUCUUCUCAUCUAGAAAUUGAUGAAAAAUAAAACGCAUUGUUUGUUGAAAGGGAUGCUAGUAAAAUUGAAGUUGUAAAGUG